UUUCUCACCAAACAUUCUAGCAAUAAUUGGACCAAUAGUAACACCUACUCACCUGGGAUUAAUAUAAUGUAGUGUACAACUUGUUAAAGCAUCCAUCACAUUGUCCACUGCUAAACGGAGUGGUACGGUACACUUGAGAGUGAGCGGGGCCGCCAACCGACGGAAAAUGUGCUGGGCUCCUGCGAUUAUUAUUCCCAAUCUCAAAUCCAAAAUAAAAUAAAAAACAGAUAAAACUUUCUCCCAUCCAAAUCACUCCUUCAACAAACGGCCCAAAUCGACCAGGGGAUUUACAGAGCCGGGAAGAUAUGUUUGGAAUUCUAAGGCAAAGAGCAGCGUGCAGAGGCAACCCUGCUAAUGGUCUCGAGCAAGGAAUUCGAGUAAUUGCAUCCCGGGCAUUUUCUUCCUCAGCUAAGGAGAUGACUGUGCGUGAUGCAUUAAACUCAGCACUUGAUGAAGAGAUGUCUGCUGAUCCAAAAGUCUUUUUAAUGGGUGAAGAGGUUGGUGAAUAUCAGGGUGCAUAUAAGAUUUCCAAAGGGCUUUUGGAGAAGUAUGGUCCUGAGAGAGUGCUUGAUACACCCAUAACAGAGGCAGGGUUUGCUGGAAUUGGAGUUGGUGCAGCGUAUUAUGGCCUAAGGCCUGUAAUAGAGUUUAUGACGUUUAACUUCUCAAUGCAGGCCAUUGAUCACAUCAUUAAUUCUGCUGCAAAAUCAAAUUACAUGUCUGCUGGUCAGAUAUCAGUGCCGAUUGUCUUCAGAGGCCCGAAUGGUGCUGCUGCUGGUGUUGGUGCUCAACAUUCUCAGUGCUACGCAGCAUGGUAUAGUUCAUGUCCGGGGUUAAAGGUGCUGGCACCAUAUUCAUCUGAAGAUGCUCGUGGUCUGCUUAAAGCUGCAAUAAGGGAUCCGGAUCCUGUCGUCUUCCUUGAAAAUGAAUUGCUGUAUGGUGAAGCCUUUCCUGUUUCAGCUGAAGCUCUUGAUUCUAGUUUCUGUCUUCCUAUUGGCAAAGCAAAGAUAGAACGCACAGGAAAUGAUGUAACUAUCACUGCUUUCUCAAAGAUGGUUGGCUAUGCUCUUCAGGCUGCUGAGGUUCUUGCAAAAGAUGGAAUCAGUGCCGAGGUGAUAAAUCUUCGGUCAAUCCGCCCUCUUGAUAGAGCCACAAUAAAUGCUUCUAUUAGGAAAACCAAUAGACUUGUGACCUUAGAGGAGGGAUUCCCUCAACAUGGUGUUGGCGCUGAGAUCUGUGCAUCUGUUGUUGAAGACAGUUUUGAGUAUCUUGAUGCCGCUGUUGAGAGAAUUUGUGGUGCUGAUGUACCUAUGCCCUAUGCUGCAAAUCUUGAGAGGAUGGCUGUCCCACAGGUUGAAGACAUUGUUCGUGCUGCGAAAAGAACCUGUUACAGAUCAUCAUCAAGUGCCCUGGCUGCAACUGCUUGAAGGUAUCAGGAACAAAAAGGCUUAUGUUGUUCCUGUAUAGAUUCUCUGUCUUAAAACACAUAUUCUUUGAAGACUUGUCUGCUUAACUUUCUCGGCCAAUGAGUAAUAUUAUGCUAGUUUGACAAAAACAUAUAACGUGCAAAAUAAGUUUGGCAUAUGCUUUUCUCUUGGCGCUCUUUGAAAAUGUAGUUUGCAUAUUUGGAGUCAUUAUGUAAUAAUGGCGGAUUCAAACAAAUUUCGAAUCAAGGAAAAAGCAAGAGCAUUGGUUCAAGUGUUGCUCAUUUGGCAGAUGUUAUUUGCAAGUGCCUUUUCUUCCUUCUAUGAAACAGUUGCCUGUCAAAACAAUUAAACCACAAAUGAGGUCUAUUAAGCAGAAUAAUGAAUCAUUAAAGAUUGAAUUGUUAUUGAGCAUGUUGUUUUUCUGCAGGCUUGUUGGUUCUUAUUUAUGAGAUUGUCUUAUUUAUGAGGUUGCCAAUCGAGCAAAGUUCAGGUUGCAUGGCUUCACAAAACUGAGUCAAUUGGAAGUUACACUAGAAUAAUUGCAAACUAAACUAAAAUUCAUGAAAAAUGAAUAAUGUGAAGCCUUCCAGUUCUGUUUAUU
Striga asiatica is the source of this 2028-nucleotide messenger RNA. The record is from the annotation of a GenBank genome assembly. NCBI's taxonomy places the organism in Eukaryota, Viridiplantae, Streptophyta, Magnoliopsida, Lamiales, Orobanchaceae.